AUGGCCAGCAAACAGGUUAUCAGAGAAGACACCCAUGCCGGCUCCUGGUACUCUGCAUCGAAGCCACAGCUCAACUCACAGCUCGAUGGCUGGCUCGCCGGCGUGAACACGCCUGUGAAGUGCAUAGGCCCAAGAUCAGAGGGCCAGACGAUCUCAAACUUUCCUGUUGCUGGAGCACGAGUGAUCAUUGCACCGCAUGCCGGAUACUCUUACUCCGGACCCGCAGCUGCAUGGGCGUACAAGUCUUGGGAUGUCUCGAAGGCCAAACGCAUCUUCCUGCUAGGCCCAUCACAUCACCACUACCUUACCAAAGCUGCUUUGACCCGCUGCACACAUUAUGCCACGCCACUUGGCAACCUGCCAAUCGAUCGUGCGACGACGGAAGGGCUACAUCAGUCCGGCAUGUUCGAGUGGAUGUCACAGUCAGUCGACGAAGACGAGCAUAGCCUGGAAAUGCACCUUCCAUACAUCUACAAGAUGCUAUCAAAAACCUUCGGCGAUGACCCGUCAGCCUUCCCACUGUUGACGCCGAUCAUGAUAGGCAACGCUUCCAUGACAACCGAAGCGCAAUUAGGACGUCUUCUUGCUCCAUACUUGGCGGACCCAACCACGGCCUUCAUAAUCUCCUCGGACUUCGCCCACUGGGGUCUCCGCUUCCGCUACACUUUCUAUCGCUCCCCGGGCUCCCCAUCCCAGCACCUCAAAGCCAACUCCAAAACGCCUACCAGCCCACCUAUCCAUGAAAGUAUCAAGGAAGUCGAUUUCGAAUGUAUGGGUGCUUGUGAGAGCGGCAGCCAUAUUGCUUGGCUCGAGGCACUGCAGGACACGGCGAAUACUGUUUGUGGACGGCACCCGAUAGGAGUCGUGAUGGCUGCGGUGGAAGAAGUUAGGAAGUCGAGCGGUGGUGCUGAUCAGGGCCUAGGUGGAUUCAAGUUCGUGAGGUACGAGCGUAGUAGUGAGGUGGAGAAAGUUGGGGAGAGUAGUGUCAGCUAUGCGAGUGCUUUUGCUGUCAUCUAA
Messenger RNA from Recurvomyces mirabilis, 1017 nucleotides. RefSeq lists its product as uncharacterized. NCBI's taxonomy places the organism in Eukaryota, Fungi, Ascomycota, Dothideomycetes, Mycosphaerellales, Teratosphaeriaceae. The coding region runs from base 1 to 1017 and encodes 338 amino acids. The transcript has 4 exons. The record is from RefSeq and is a predicted model, not a curated record.